This is a messenger RNA of Macrobrachium nipponense, 4786 nucleotides long. Its product is annotated as transcription factor SPT20 homolog. Gene Ontology annotation, biological process: regulation of transcription by RNA polymerase II. Gene Ontology annotation, molecular function: transcription coregulator activity. Lineage: Eukaryota; Metazoa; Arthropoda; Malacostraca; Decapoda; Palaemonidae. The record is from RefSeq and is a predicted model, not a curated record. Gene Ontology annotation, cellular component: SAGA complex.
GUGCAAAUAUUUACAAUAGAGAACGUACAUAUGAAAUAAGACCAACAGCAAAAUAGUAAACAAACCGGGCUCUGUCAGUGAUCUGUCAUCUGUGAAACAUUGUAGGAUCUCCCUACUACAUCAUGGACGAGUUAGAGUCCUUAAUUAAUAAAGCAGAUUAUUUGAUUGAGCAAAGCCAUGAAAUCCUGGUCCAGAAUGGCAGUAGUGCUUUGCAGGGACAGCCACUGUUCAGAAAGCUAGCAGCUAUCUAUGCUGAGGAAGCAGUCAAAACAUCCAGGCUUAAGAGCAUCAGUUUGACACACAAGUUGUUAGAGAAGUUAGUUAAACGGGAAAGUCUGAACUGUCUGGUUGUCAAUUUGUAUAGAGGGAAUGAAGGGUACUCACUUGCAAUCAAGAUGUCAUCAGGCCUUGAAACAGAGACUGUGCGGCUGCCAUAUGAAGAGGAUGACUUUUUGACAUACAUAGUCUUUAGUAGCAGAUGUAGCAGCCAUGACUAAAGACCAUGACUGGACUCAAGAGGAAAAACUUCAUCUUGAAGCAGAAAUAAUUAAAAGGACUGCUCCUCCACUCAAUCUCUCUCCAUCUCCUAUGGUGGCUAUUAUUAAUAACAAAUUGCACCAAAGAAAAUAUAAAUUCUCAACUGUACCCAUAAGAAGAGCUGCCAGAAGGUGUAGUCAGGUUGCUCAAAAUAGACAGAAGAAAUUUGAGGAAUGUGCUGCUCCCAAAUGUCUAAGGCUUCAUAAUUUCUUGAGCUCCAAGAAGGAUAAAAGACCAAUUCCCAAAACCCUUACUAAACCACUGAUUCCUAUGUCUAUGGAUGAAGUCCCUGAAUUAACCAUUCCUGAUAACAUUGAUGUUACAAAAGUUGCUCGCAUAUAUGAGCGUCCAGUCUAUACGACUGAUAAUUCCCUUGUAUUUAUUGAGGAGUUGGUUUUAGAGACAGAGCGAGGUCAAGGAAGAAUAUACCACACAAAAUUAACAAUCAGUCAGAGGAAAACUGAUGAAGUUUACUUCGGUGAACUUUAUGUUGAUCGAGAUUAUCAAGAAGGCAAACAAAAUGGGUCCACUUGCAAAUUUAAACUUGGGACGCAGCAGCAGGUAUGUCGUUACAUACAGCAGUUCAAAGAGAUCUUCACAGAAGAUUGGAGGAAAAGUGUCAAGAUCACUCAUAAAGUUGCUGGUCAGGCUGCUUACUCAACAUUUAUGCAAGGAACCCGCGACAAAAAAGAUUCAGAAUUAUUAAAGCAGUCAGCGGCACAACAGCCUGCCCAACAGCAAAUAGCACUGCAGCAACAAGCACAACCGGCACAACAGCAAGCUCCACAACAACAGUCAAUACAACAGCAAGCAGCUGUAGUGGCUGCAGCUGCAGCAGCAGCGGCAGCAGGGAAUGCCUCAGGAGUUGCUUCUUCUCCAGUGACUACCUCCAUGUCCCAGCCCAAUGUUAUCAUAGUGUCAAACGGAGAAGGUGGUGUUAAGAAGUCAGUCACUGUUGUAACAAAACCAAUAACUGUGUCAUCAACAUCAUCACUAAACAGUCUCAUAUCAGCCCAGCCGGUACAGCAGAAUUCAGUUUUAACCAUGUUUGGUCGAGCUACCACAGGGAUAGCAAGAAUGUCUGGAGCUAUUAGUGGAACACCUAAAUUGGCAGUAGCAGUCACCACAGGUCCGGGUGGUGCGAAGAUUACAUUACCAUCAACUACACAGUUGAAUCGUACGGUACCUGCUUAUUCUCAAGCUGUAUCAUUGGCAAAAACUCAGAUUUCAUCACCUUCUUUAACAGCACUAUUGAAGGGAACAGUACCAGCACACACACAGACAAAUUCUGUUACAAAACCUCAGGUUGUGAGUCUCGUUGGUGGGGUCAGUGAUACAACUUGUCACAACAAAUCUCCAGCGAAUACAGAUUCCUCAGGCUCAACUAAUGUUUCUGGACUGCAAGCCCUUUUAGCAGGGACACCGUCAGCAGAUAACCCAGCUCCUCAGAGGUCAGGUCCAUCCUUACUGGAACGUCUUUCAGCACAGUCUUCAAGUAAUGUUGCUGCUGCUGUUGCUGCUAAUAAGUCAGAAGGAGGCAUAGUCAAGGUUGGCACUACCACAGCAGUGCCAUCAAGUCAAACAAGUGUAGGGAGUUCAGCAGCAGCAGCAGUUCUUCGUAGUGACAGUGGCAGUGGUGGUCCUCCUCCUAAUAUAAACAUUGCAAGUCUUAAUCUACCAGGCCUCAAUGUAGCUGGUCUUCAAAGCCUUACAACUAAUCUUGGGGGUUUACAAAAUGUACAGGUGUCUAUUCCUGGCUUAGCUGUACCAAUUUCUCUCUCACUUAAUGUACCAGUGACUAGCUCUACUGGCGUUAUAUUAUCAUCACCACCACCAUCUAGCGUUGCAACUAAAGUAUCAGGGACUACUGCAGUCACAUCAGCAGCCACAGUUAUGAUAGCAAGUCAGCCAGCUUUACAACAGGGACAAGUUGUGCAGUUACCUAUAGGUCAAAUAAAUUCACCCCAGCUGGCAGCUCAACUGGCAAAGUCUAGUGGGCAGCAAAAUAGUGGUUCUUCAACUAUUCCAGUUUUACAGGUCCAAGGUGUUGGUGCACAACCUCUAAGGCAGCAAACCGUUCAAGUAGCUCUACCAACAGGACAGGCAACAGGCACUGUUGUUUCGGGUGGAGAAUCCAGUAUUGGUGCUGCUCAUACCACAACUGUUGGAGUUUCUCAGCCUUCUGUUGUGGCUUUGACGCCAAAGCAGAAGCUUCAACUAACACUUCAAAAUCCAGGAGGAAAUUUGGGCCUUGCUCAGUUGCAGCUGCAGCAGAAAUUAGCAGUAUUAAAAAGAUCACAACAUCAACAGCAGCAGCAACAACAACAACAGCAACAACAGCAGCAGCAGCAGCAACAACAACAACCUCAGCAACAGCAGCAGUCACAACAGCAGCAGCAACAGCAACAACAACAACAACAACAACAACCCCAACAGCAACAGCCUCAGUCUUAAUUAUCGUUGUAUUUUGUUUCACAUUUGUUCUUCGUGUCUUAUGUUGUACAAAACAUGAGCUUUAUGAAUACAGAACUUCCGUAUUCUGCCAACCUAUAAUCUGGUCUCUUCUUAAAGUCAGCACUAAUUUUAAAUUUACCAGGCAACCACACAUUGCAAUAGAUCUGUUUUCCAGCAUUUCUACUUCAUUAACAUAUUUAACUCAAAGUGUGGCUCAAGCCAUGAAAGGAAAUGCAUAGCAUUGUGAAAAUCAGUGUGGGGAUGAUGUAUUCAGACUGCAACACAUCUCUUGGUUAUAUUGCUCAUGAAAACACUAGGCUACAAUUCACAUAGUACUAAAUUAAUAUAUGACUAUUAUAUGCAUUUAAAAUACAGUAUCAUGAAAGGAUUUAAAAUCACAUAUUAUUUGCUUGUGUAAAAAAUAAACAGAAUUCAGAUUUCAGUAGCGACAUAUGAACUGAUUGUUCUUACAAGGUGUUACUAACUAGUAUACAUUGGAGUGAGUUUUUUUAUCAUUCAUAAAUCUUGUAAUGAAUUUAUUUUAGAUCUUUGAAAUACUGUACAUUAUUUAUAUUAGCAAAAUCAAGUAGCUGUGCAUAUUCUUAAUAGUGGAGAGGAGUGAAGUCAGAAAUAGACAAGAAACUAAUAAAGAAAUCCACUUUCAUUGGUGAUUGUUAUUUUUCAAAUGAUUCUGGUAAUGAUGAACAAUUAAUAUUGAAAAUAUAUGUUCAUGACUAACACAUGAAUUGCUUGCAUAUAAAAUAUAAAACCUUCUAUAAUUAGCAAACAGUGCCAACUACAAAGUUGUGAAAGUAUUGUAUUUUUCAUCAUAUAUUGUACACCUAUGUUUUUAUUAGCAUGAAGACAAAAAGUUUAGAUAUAUGGCAGUGUACUGUACUCAGAUUGUUUGGUGAUUUACCAUUAUAGUUCUUGGGUUUUAUUUAUAAUUAUAAUUUAUUAAUUUUCAGUCAUCUCAUGAUUUAUUAAUUUUCAGUCAUCACAUGAUGUAUUAAUUUUCAGUCAUCACAGGAAUUUUUUGUAUGCAAUAUAUAUUACUAAAACUAAGGGACAUGGUAUAAUAAAUUUUUAAUUCAAAUAAGGGUAAUUCAUCUUUGAGAUCUUGAGUGGUGUUUUAAUCAAGAUUAGAUUAUAACCAUCCAUGGUAUGGAAUAGGCUAAUCAUUUUUAUUUAAUUCUUGGACUAGACAUCAAAUUAUGUGUCGUUUUCAUGUACAUUUCUUAUAGUUUUAUUGAUUUUGCAGUUUUUCCUAUAAUAGUGCUGUCAACUUUAUUACAUUAGUGAAGGACAGAUUGAAGCCUGACUAUGGACUAAUCUUUCAUGGAGGUUCAUUACAGAGUUUGUGGAUAUACCCAAUUGUCUACAAAAUAUCCCUUUUUAUGCAGUAGUAGCCCUAAGCAGCAAGUUUGGAUAAGUAAUUGAAACUUGGUAACAAUGUAGGUAGGUAGGGAUGGAGGGGGCCCAAACCAACCUGCUGUCACCAGGCACUUUUUCUUUGGGCGUCUUCUGUCUACUGAAACUUUUUCCCUGCUUUCCUUUAUGUUUAGGUAUUUUCUUUUGUUUCAGCAAAAACACCUAAAAAAGUACAGUAAUUCCUGGAAGUUGUGGGAAUUCACAAACAUACAACUUGUACACAAAUUUUUCACACAUACAUGAACAGUUGCGAAUCUUUGAAAAACCCUGCAUAAGUGUUUGUUUAAUUUUUCAUGUAAUAUAUAUGUUUUCAAGCUUUUAUGUGUAAAUUAAACAAAAUUAAAUAAUAAAAAUAAUAAUUCUC